Molecule: messenger RNA, 189 nt
Organism: Acanthoscelides obtectus
Lineage: Eukaryota; Metazoa; Arthropoda; Insecta; Coleoptera; Chrysomelidae
Source: the annotation of a GenBank genome assembly
AUGAGUGCACAGCUAAAAAGAGGGGAAAUAGUGGGGAAGGAAAACACCACAGGACUCGUUAUAGGUAAAUGGAAGGACAAAAGGGAUGUUCCGUUCUUGAGUACUAAGCACACGCUGGAUAUAAAGGCUACUGGGAAGAAAAACAGAAAGAGCGAGGAGAUAAAGAAACCUUCUGCAAUAUUAGAAUAA